AUGAACUAAAGAUAGAUUGCUUUGCGAAAAAUAAUCGCUUCUAUAAUAUUACAAGCCAAUGUUUUAAUGCACCUGUCGCUUUCGGCGGUAAACGACCACAGAUUAUAAAUAUAACAAACGUCACACAUCUAUACUCUAUGGUGUUGGAAUAGAGUUCUUUUUCGCGUUUAUUUCAAUUGUUUAUACCAAGGUUUGUGACUCCAGAAAUAAAUAUUACACCCUCUCCAGAAUCACGAUUUCAGUGCCAAGUUCCCGUCCUAGAUGCGUAGCGUCAGUCAACACGCGGUAACCGUGCCCGAUGGUCAGAAUCGAAAGUGUUAAAGCGUAAAUAUUGUGAAAAAAAAGGUACACUUUGACAUUUGUUGACGCGGGAAAAUAUUUCGACAAUAUGGCAGACGAUGGUUUUCAAGUUUAUAUGAGAAUGGAAAAUAUAACAGAACAAGAAGAUAGACAUUUAGCUGGCGCUAGAAAGGAAAUAAGGAAUGAUCUAACAGUUUUAAUACCAGAAAAUCCAUUCCCAGAAAUAGCAGUAGAAGCGUACCCACCUCUCAAAUUUUCAUGGGUCAUUCCUAAGAAGUUGGCGGCUAUGGCGUUCCCAAGGAAUAAAGAGAAUUUGCAGUUCCUCGUCAAUCAAGGUAUAACGAAUCUGGUAACACUAACAGCGGGGAAAAAACCUCCCGUAGACGAUAUUGCCAGAUUGAGGUGGACAGAGAUACCAAUAGAAGAGUUUGAAUUACCGACAAUAGAACAAAUAAAGAAGUUCAUUGACGUUUGUAAACGAGCGGACAAAAAUGGCGAGGUGAUGGGCAUACACUGCCGACAAGGGCGCAGUCGCUGCGGCGUCAUGCUGGCCUGUUACUUGGUGCACUUCCACAGGUUCCUGCCCGACCAGGCGUGCAACGUCAUCCGGAUGAUGAGACAAGGCUCUUUGGAUUUCCCGGAGCAAGAGGAAAUGGUUGACAAAUACUUCGAGCACCUAACUGAAGACAAUCCAUUGAGGUUCGGUGUCAGUGGUGAGGUGAUGGAAGAGUUUAUUGAGGCAGCCAGAGAGAGCACAAAGCGCAUUCUCUAAUCUAGCACCAUCUGUCUGUGAUCAUGCUGUAUUGUGAUUUAUUUAUAAUCUAUUUGAAAAAAUACUGUACCUGAUGGAAUAAAGUUAUCGAUGUUUUUAAAACUUAACUUCAAUUUAACAUUAACUAGCAAUAACAGCUUUAAUUCCUUAAUAAAAUUCGAUUCUACUCACCCUAAAUAAUGGCUUGCCAAUGACGUCUAAAGGAUUAUUUCAUACGAUGGAAAUACAAUUGUUUGUAGUCUACAAAAACGAUGAAACAUAAAUAAAUCUUUUUUAACGAG
Messenger RNA from Papilio xuthus (Asian swallowtail), 1353 nucleotides. Lineage: Eukaryota; Metazoa; Arthropoda; Insecta; Lepidoptera; Papilionidae. The record is from RefSeq and is a predicted model, not a curated record.